Nicotiana tabacum (common tobacco) is the source of this 1265-nucleotide messenger RNA. NCBI's taxonomy places the organism in Eukaryota, Viridiplantae, Streptophyta, Magnoliopsida, Solanales, Solanaceae. The record is from RefSeq and is a predicted model, not a curated record.
AAUUUAUGAAAGUGCAUAUUACUCGCCGUGAAUUAGCAUACCCUCGAAGCAACGCAAAAGAAAACAAUUUAUAAUUCGUCAAACCCUCUCUCUCUCCGCUCACACAUUCUCUCGAAACCCUAGAACCGUUUUGUCCUGUUUUUCUCCUCUCCUUUAGAUUCGAUUCUCUGAAUCUCUAUGAAAUUUCUCCGAAUUUUCAAAUCUAGGUUGGAUUCAAUGAUUCCUUUCAUGGACAAACCCUAGAUUUUUUUUCUGAAUUUUUUGAAUUUUUUUUUGAGCUAAAAAAUUGAACCCUAUGGAGGGCUCUGUGGCUAUUACGGAUGAUCUCGGAGCCCCGCCGGAGUCAUGGGAGGUAGCUGACGUGGACGCUAGUAUGCGGCGGCUUAUACUUUCUUCUUCGAAAAAGGAUUCCGAAUCUUCUGUCAAUAAUAAUAGUAAUCAAUCUGAGCUGCUUGAUUCCUCGUCUUCGGCUUUGGCCCGAGCUGGUUCGGGUGGUGUGUCGGAGGAUAUGGUUAACACCGUCGAUCAGUUUCUUCGUGAGGCUUUACAAAACCCUAGAGAGCGGCUUUCCGUUCUGAGGAUGGAGCAGGAUGUUGAAAAGUUUAUCAGGGACCCUGGCCGACAGCAGAUGGAAUUCCAGCAGCUGCCUACCUCCUAUUUGCGACUGGCUGCUCACCGUGUGGCACAGCACUAUUCACUACAAUCAAUGGUUUUGCUGGACAAUAGUCUACCGGAUGGCUCGGGUUCCAGAAUUAUUGUGCGCAAGACUUCUGAAUGUCGGAUGCCUUUGAUUCGCUUGGCUGACAUCCCGGUGAAUUUGCCUCAAGGAGAUACUGGCGUGGUUAAGGUUGCCAUUAAGCAGAGGCCACAGAAAGGUUCACAAUUUGCAGGUUCUUCAAAUUCAAAUUCAUCAAAGGGAAAUUCUGCCAAAAGUGUUGAGGAAAGAAAGGAGGAAUAUAAUAGGGCUCGAGCACGUAUUUUUAACUCUAAUAGUUUAAGUGGGAGCUCCAAUGUAAAACCUGAAACUGAAUCAAGGUCACAGGAUACUUUCCAGUAUGGUCCAAUAGGCAUACCACAGCUAGAAGAAAAAGCUAGUUUAGCUGGCGGUUCUGAUUUGAAUACUGGGCGGGGUCUGAUUGAUUCUUCAACAAGUAGCAGUAGAUCAGCUAGAAGUAGGACAGAAAAAGAGCCAGUUGGUAGACCUAAAUCUAAUAAUAAGGUGGCUAUCUUUCGUGAUCGGGAAAUUGACCGGAAGGACCCAGAUU